AUGAGCCACUCCAACACAAGAGGCAUAUGUACCGCUGUGCUACUUACAGCGGUUGUCACAGCCUCGCUAGUCGAAGGCUAUCACCGCUUCGUUAAAAACAAAACUCAAACACAAUCAAAAUCUGCUGCAAGACCUCAACCCCAACGCGAACACUCGGAAGAGUUGAUUCGUGAACAGUUAGCUCGUAACUAUGCUUUCUUAUCGGAGGAUGGUAUGCAAAAGGUGCGUGAUCAAAGAAUAGUUGUCGUCGGUGCUGGUGGUGUCGGGUCUUGGGUUGCCACAAUGUUAGCUAGAUCUGGUGUUGAACACCUUAGAAUUAUCGACUUCGACCAAGUUUCCUUGAGUUCCUUGAACAGACAUGCAGUUGCCAACUUGAAGGAUGUGGGUAUCUCUAAAGUGGAGUGUUUGAAGAACCAUUUGCUCCAAAUUGCACCAUGGAUCGACAUUCAAACCAGAAACCAAUUAUGGAAUCUUGAUAGUGCUGACGAAUUAAUUUUUGGUGAUGACUUUCAGCCAACAUACAUUGUGGAUUGUAUUGACAACAUUGAUACCAAGGUUGAUUUGUUAGCAUACUGCCAUGAAAAGAAGUUGCAGGUGAUUUCAUCUGGAGGUGCAGCAUGCAAGGCAGACCCGACUAGAAUCAACAUCAGUGACAUUUCAAAAACAGAAGAAGAUCCACUCUCUAGACAAGUUCGUGUAAGAUUGAAGAAGAGAGGUGUCAUCACCAACAUUCCAGUUGUUUUCUCUGCUGAAAAGCCUGACCCAAGAAAGGCCCAAUUAUUACCGCUUUUGAAUGAAGAAAUAGAGAAGGGCUCAGUUGACCAACUAGCAGCUUUGCAGAACUUCAGAGUUCGUAUUUUACCCGUUUUAGGUACCAUGCCCGGUAUGUUUGGUCUUGCAUUAGCUACCCAUAUUUUAACUACAAUUGCUGGCUACCCCACUGAACCUAUUGAAGGUAAAAACAGAUACAAAAUCUACGAUAGUAUUCUUCAAAGUUUGGCUGGUCAACAAUCGAGAAUUGGUAAAGUUGAUCAACGUGUCCCUAUCUCUUUGCAUGAUGUCAGCUACAUAUUGGAAGAAGUUUUCCGUGGCAAGUCUCCAAUCUCCGAUUACUCAUCAAGACUUACAUUGUCAAGAUGGGAUCCAAGCAAGGAACUUUCUUAUCAAAAUGUUGUCGUUUUGACUAAGGACGAACAAAAGAUUCACGAAGAGAAGGUCUUAAAUGGAGGUCAACCAUUGGAAGAAGUUUAUUCUUCAGAAGUCUUACAAAAAGUUGAGCAAAGAUUUGCUCAAGAACGCUAUUAUUCUCAGUUCCGUUAG
Messenger RNA from Suhomyces tanzawaensis NRRL Y-17324, 1320 nucleotides. RefSeq names its product tRNA threonylcarbamoyladenosine dehydratase. The transcript has a single exon. The coding region runs from base 1 to 1320 and encodes 439 amino acids. The record is from RefSeq and is a predicted model, not a curated record. Gene Ontology annotation, molecular function: ubiquitin-like modifier activating enzyme activity; tRNA threonylcarbamoyladenosine dehydratase activity. Gene Ontology annotation, biological process: cyclic threonylcarbamoyladenosine biosynthetic process. Lineage: Eukaryota; Fungi; Ascomycota; Pichiomycetes; Serinales; Debaryomycetaceae. Gene Ontology annotation, cellular component: mitochondrial outer membrane.